This is a messenger RNA of Parastagonospora nodorum SN15, 156 nucleotides long. RefSeq lists its product as hypothetical. The record is from RefSeq and is a predicted model, not a curated record. Bases 1 to 156 code for a protein of 51 amino acids. Lineage: Eukaryota; Fungi; Ascomycota; Dothideomycetes; Pleosporales; Phaeosphaeriaceae. The transcript is spliced from 2 exons.
AUGAUCUUUGUCCCAACCCAAGACGAUACCAAGACAUCUGGGCUACCCGUGGACACCUUUAGGUUCAUUGAAGAUCAUCCGCGCAUUCCGUCCGCACGUUCCGGGCAUAUCCCUUCGGUCUCUGCGACAUGCGCGAGUGCGAAGAUGCGUGCAUGA